This is a messenger RNA of Doryrhamphus excisus (bluestripe pipefish), 15022 nucleotides long. RefSeq names its product voltage-gated potassium channel KCNC1-like. Gene Ontology annotation, molecular function: protein binding; delayed rectifier potassium channel activity. NCBI's taxonomy places the organism in Eukaryota, Metazoa, Chordata, Actinopteri, Syngnathiformes, Syngnathidae. Gene Ontology annotation, cellular component: dendrite membrane; voltage-gated potassium channel complex; postsynaptic membrane. The record is from RefSeq and is a predicted model, not a curated record. Gene Ontology annotation, biological process: protein homooligomerization; potassium ion transmembrane transport; action potential.
GAGGUGACGCUCCUCUGAAGGAACAGAGAGAGAGGGAAAAGGCAAAAGAGAGGGCUGCAUCUCCAUUGAAAUAUUUGUCAAGGAGUCUUAUAGAUACAGAUAGAAUAUAUAACCGGACAUAUUUUGGCAAUAAGACAAAGAAAAGGGGCGGUUUUGUGAUUUGAUAGGAAACAGAGACAGUUCUCAGGGUGUUGUUUUUUUCCUUGCUUCAUUUUAAUCCAUUUUGCCAUCAUUAGCAUGAUCAUAAGUAACACUCGGCAAUAAGAUAUAUAUAUUUUUAGGCAUUUUUCCUGCUGGGCGAUACACAUAAAAAACAACUAAAUCAUCUUUGAAUGCGAUUGGAUAUACUCCACCUCCGUAUAUUUUUUUAACAAAGAAAGAAAUCCACACCGUGAUUGAUGAUUUUUGCGUGUUGUUGCCACACAACCCGCUGAAGGCAAAACUCCUCCUCCCUCCUCAUCCUCCUCCUCCUCCCUCCGGUUUCUCUCAUCUUCUCCCUCCUCCUCCCUCCUCCUCCUCCUCCCCCUCCCCCCCCUCCGGUCCUCUAUGCUCAGUUCGGUGUGUGUAUCCUCUUUCAAAGGGCGCAAGGGUGGGAACAAGUCGUCCAACAAAGCAUGUUACAGCGCAGACAUGACUUGUCCGUCGGAAAGCGAGAAAAUCGUGAUAAACUGCGGCGGGGUGCGCCAUGAGACGUACCGGAGCACCUUGAAGACGUUGCCGGGCACCCGCCUGUCGUGGCUCACCGAGCCGGACGCCUUCAGCAACUUCGACUACGACCCCAAAUUGGACGAGUUCUUCUUCGACCGCCACCCGUCCGUCUUCUCGUUCAUCCUCAACUACUACCGCACAGGGAAGCUGCACUGUCCCAACGACGUGUGCGGUCCCUUGUUCGAGGAGGAGCUCGCCUUUUGGGGCAUCGAUGAGACGGACGUGGAGGCGUGCUGCUGGAUGAACUACCGCCAGCAUCGGGACGCCGAGGAAGCGCUGGACAGCUUCGAGACGCCCGAGCCGGACGCGCCGGAUGACGACCCGGCUCUGGGGGGCGCGGACGGGGACCUGAAAAGACUCUGCAUGCAGGAGGACGCCAGGAGGGCGGGCUGGUGGAAAACCUGGCAGCCUAAAAUCUGGGCGCUCUUCGAGGACCCCUAUUCAUCCAAAUACGCUCGGUAUGUGGCGUUUGGUUCCCUAUUCUUCAUCCUCAUCUCCAUCUCCACUUUCUGCAUGGAGACGCAUGAGGCCUUCAACACCAUCCUCAACAAGACAGAGAAUGUCACGGUGGGCAACGUGACGCGCGAGGAGAUAGUCUACGAGGUGGUAACCGACAGCUGGCUGACGUACGUGGAGGGCGUGUGCGUCAUCUGGUUCACCAUCGAGGUUCUGCUGCGAGUCAUCUUCUGCCCCGACAAGUUCGAGUUCUUCAAAAGCACCCUCAACAUCAUCGACUUUGUGGCCAUCCUGCCCUUCUACCUGGAGGUGGGCUUGAGUGGUCUGUCCUCCAAAGCUGCCAAGGACGUCCUGGGGUUCCUGCGGGUCGUGCGUUUCGUUCGCAUUCUCCGAAUCUUCAAGCUGACCCGCCACUUUGUGGGCCUGCGUGUCCUCGGCCACACCCUUCGCGCUAGCACCAAUGAAUUCCUCCUGCUCAUCAUCUUCUUAGCCCUCGGUGUCCUCAUCUUCGCCACCAUGAUCUACUACGCAGAGAGAAUCGGAGCCGACCCAGAUGACCCGACGGCGAGCGCCCACACCAAUUUCAAGAAUAUCCCCAUCGGCUUCUGGUGGGCCGUGGUCACCAUGACCACCCUGGGCUACGGAGACAUGUACCCGGAGACGUGGUCGGGGAUGUUGGUGGGCGCUCUGUGUGCCUUGGCUGGUGUGCUGACCAUCGCUAUGCCCGUUCCUGUCAUCGUCAACAACUUCGGCAUGUACUACUCUCUGGCCAUGGCCAAACAAAAGCUUCCCAAAAAGAAGAACAAACACAUUCCCAGAGCACCCCAACCGGGGUCUCCCAACUACUGCAAGCCAGACGCCCUGGCCAUGGCUACUGCUUCGCCGCAAAGGCUCUUGGGGAAUGUCCUAGGUGGAGUGAUGGGUUCUGGAGGCAUUGGGGGUGACUGUCCUCUCGCCCAGGAAGAAAUUAUAGAGAUCAACAGAGAUUCCAAGCAGAACGGCGAUGCAGCUUCGGCUGCGUUGGCCAACGAAGACUGCCCCACCAUCGACCAGGUGCUCAGCCCAGACGAGAGGAGCCCCAUCGGGCGGGGUCCUACCCGGGAACGCUACCAGCAGGACCGCGCCUGUUUCCUGCUUAACACCAGGGAAUUCCGAGCCACAGAUGGGAAUGUGCGGAAAGCGACCAACUACGAGAAAUCUCGCAGUGUCACAAGCGUCACAGGAAUAGCAGGCUCGUCUCUGCGGCUAGCUCCGAUCAGUAGCCCUCCUUUCGAAACCUACGAGGCGCCGGGCCCGCUUCGCCGCUGUCGCUCCCCCAUCCCCUCCAUUUUGUAGCGGGGAGGUUGCACAAGCUCAGACGCGAAAAGAUGCUCAACCCAACAGCACACUAAGAGUCUUUCAACGGAUUUUGCAGCGCGCAAAACCGAUAGCAAUAAGAUCACGUGAACUUGAAUGUAGACGGAAUGACCUCUUGUCUUGUGAAUCUCAUGGUUUAUCAUGCAUGUGUCAGGUUAGCUGAUGGGGUCUAAUUAAAAAAAAAAAAAAAGCUUUAAAGAUACGUUAUUUUUAAUCGUUAGAAUAAGUGGAAUUGUAUCACAGCUUCACAUUUAGUGUACACUGUUUUUAUGUGUUAUGAUCACAAAAACCUUCUAUUCAUUUUAGGCCAAAGAUUAAAAAAAAAAGAUACAUGUAUAGCCAACUGAUUUUUACAUUCUGACAGUUGUGAAAAUUAGUGAAUGUACAGUGUAAAAGGCCUGCAGCAUUUUGCUAUUUAAAAAAAAACAGCUGCUGUAAAAAUAAAAAAAAAUACAUCAAUGCAAGAAAAAAAAGCCAAAAAAAAUUUAAAUAUUUUACAUUUCAAAAGUAAGUUCAUUAAUAAUAGUAAUAAUAAUCGCAGAAAAUAAUGCAUGUGGUCUCACGGCCAUUUAGUAGAAAACUGUACAAACAUUAAGCAAUAUGUUGUUUGCAAAUUUAAUUUGUUAUUUCAACAACUCGGCAUUAUUCACAAGUCAAAAGACUUUUUUUUCUAAUUUCCUUACAAUAUUUUGUACAAAAUAUUUCAUGUUAAGCCAUGUUAAUUGAAUACGGAAAAUAAUCACACUUAAAAGUGCAAUAAAUAGUACAUUUUAUAAUAAAAAUAUUUUUUAAAAAUCAGGUUUAAGUGCACAGUUUUAUUUUUAUUUAUUUUUUUUAACAGAAUUUUGGGAUAAAACCUACAAUUAAAAAUAAAAGAAUAUUUUCAUUUAUUUAAUUGCUUGACCAUAAACAUUAAGGAUUUUACACAAUAAUUCAUAUGCAAUAAAAGUAUUUUUUUUUAAUGAGUUCUAGGUACUUUAAAAGUCUCUAACGUUAAGGGCGGUACUCGCUGAGUCAUUUACAUAUGCAAAAUAUGUGCAACGUUCAAAGGUAUUAGGGAUAGUUGGGAAUUGUGGACAUGAAAUUGUCACUUCCGGUCCUGAGCCAAGUUCUGUUGGGAUUUGGUUGCUGAGGAAAGUAGUUCCGGCUGGGCGACGUUUAGGAACAUAAUCCUCCUCGCAAAAGUGUACACUUGCACUCCUUGUCCGUGGAAAACGAAGCAAUUUGUAGGGCGACACUUCCUUGUUGUCACAGCGGACGUACCAUUUUUUUUUUUUUAACCACGGUAUGCGAUCCUCAACACAGGCGAAGUGAUAUGACAGCAGAGACAUAUUUUUUUAUUAUUAAUAAUUAAAUAUUUAUUAUGAAAUAAUUAUUUUAUUUCCAGUAAGCAUUUUUGUGACGCUUUUGAAUGCGUAUUGUUUUGAGAAGCCAAACUCUUUAUUUAAACUGCCCCCCAGCAACACGGAACUACUUUCCUCAGCACCCAAAUCCCACCAGAACUCAUGUCAUAAAAUCCCUUUAAUGAGCCAUUGGUCUUUGUUGAUUUUUUUAAAAAGUGUAUUUUAUCGAUGAGACUGACUUGUAAGUGAAGUUUGUCAGGUAUUAGAUGGACACUGUAGCCACGUUUACAUGAGUUUUUUUCUUUCCGAAUGACCUUUCCGAAAGCAAUGGUAUACAUGGAAAGGAAUAUUCUAAUGGCGUGUCUACAUGCGGCGCUAUAAUCAACCAGAAUAGUCAAUGGGGCAUGCCCAGUAAAGCGUAAACACCAACAUCACGUGAUACCGACUUCCUCCAGUUUUUCUUUCACUUGUUGGAAUAACUCCGUAUUGCCAGUUUUUCCUUCGUCCAGUCUUGAAAUUUAGUUUGAAUCAAAAACAAACUUUCCUUAGCAGUCCAGUGCCGAUUGCUCGCCUCCAUUUAAGAACAUCUGGAGCUGCGUGUUACGUCAUAUCUCAGCAUUCGCUGAAAGAACGCACCCGGGAACAGGAAAAGAUAAAGUUCAAUCUUGCUAAUAUUUUAUAAUUAAGCUCGGCACAUGUUUUAUAUAGAUAUGUAUUUUCUUUUUUAAUAAAACUGGACUUGUGAAUGGCGUAUAGAAGGGUUUAGAUUCUGUUCCACAGAUGGCGCUAAUGCACACCAAAGCUGCUUGCCAACCGCCAAUAAACAACAGAAGAAGAAAAACACCACGAAGAAGAACGCAGUCUGACAACUUUCCGUUUGAGCGGGUACAAGAUACCUCAAUCGGAUUGGGGAAAGGAAUAUUCCACCCCUGGGAAUCCCAUUAUAUAUUCAUUCGGAUUGGCACUUUUCUUUCGGAAUGAGGUGUAUACAAAGGUUAGAUUCCUUCCGUUUGAGCAAAUAACCCGAAUGGAAUUGGAAUAUUUGGGUCCAUGUAUACGUGGCUUGUGUCAAAAUUUCCAUUUCGGAAUGUUCAUUUUUAUUUGAUUUUUAAAAUCAAUGUGCUUCCAAGCUAAACCUUGUCAUCAUUUUAGACCAACUUUUCGAAGUAACGCAUGCCGGGUUUGUUUAGCUUACAAUCAUUGUGAGUAACGACCAAAAAAAUAUAAAUAUAAUGAAGUGUAUAAAGUGUGGAAGCGUAAAAUGAAAGGAAUUGUGGGACAAGAAGUUUGAAAUUUGAUUGAAGCUGCAGAAAAACAACAAUGUGGUGUACUAAUGGGCGCCAUGGGUUUAUGCUUCAAUGACCUUGUUAGUGCAGUACAUUACAGUACUUGCUAGCUCUCCUUGGAUAAAAGCCUCUGUAAGCAUUUUAGCACACCAACACUCCUUCUUCCACAGUAUGGGUACCAUGAUGUUCUUUCCUUUUUUGGAAACGUUUCUAUUACUAAGAAAAUGUCACUUUAUUUUUUCCUGAGUUUGCUUUAACUUUGUAUUUGCAUUGUAUUGAAUUUCAAUGAAUGAUGGGAUCAUAUCAUACAAUUGUGUUCAUGAAAAAUCCAAAUAGGCAAAUAAAUGUAAGAAGUGCCUCUAUGAGGCCCCUGAUGUCAACAUUCAUGCAGAUUAGCUAGAUUUAACUAGCGAUGCUUAACACACCCAUAAUUAUUGCACAUGUACAUAUCUGUAUCAAGACGCGUGAAUACAUUAAAGUCCUAUCAAAUGCGAUCUGUCCUAUCUAUGCAUACUCUGAGUGUGGCUUCAUAGCGAUGAAUCGGUAGGUUGUGUUCUUACUCGAAUUUUGUAGGACAUUGUACAAAAAGUUCUAUGGCAUUAGACUUGGAUGACAUAUUCAAUACUUUAUUGCCAUUGUUAUAAUAAACACAAUUUUGCAUGCAAAUGUGAAAAAAGUACUCCACAAAAAUACUCCAUUUUGCCAUUGAAGGUUUCAUAAUUCAUUAUAACUUGAAGUAUGUUAUUCCACAAGAUAAAAACACGACAAAAUUUGGGUGAACACAACAUUCUGCUUUUUUUAAUGAUAUUGCUACUAAUUUUCUUGCCACUGGUACUACAACAUGGCUGUUUGGAGUAAAUGGGAAGUCUGGGGAAGAGCUGGUGCAGUGAAGCUACUGUCAAUGUGUAAAUCUUGAAUCUGGAAACUAGAUUGGCUUAUGUAGUCUGUGAGCCUCUCGUACUAAAAAAACGGCUACAUUUACAUGCAGUCAAAUAAUUCCAUCCUAACCGGAAUAUUAGCAAUAACCCGGUUACGCAUGGUUGUAUAAACACAAAUAACCGUUUUGAAAAACCCCAAAUAUGCUCAUAUUCCGUUUUUAAAAACUUGAAUAUUAGACCUGGGUUACUUCUUUUCCAGUCUGAAUAUUGGAUCAUGUAUACGGGAUAAGCCCAUCGAAAGGAACAUUGAAUUGUGUUCUGCGCAUGUUCCAUUCUUUGACAAGAACUAUUGAAUUUGAAAACAUGGCAGCACGCAAAACUGCAUACUUUUGGCGUGACGAGGAAACUAACCAUCUUAUUAAUGUGCUGAAAGACAGAAAAAUGUCUGUCCUUUAUCGACAUAUACUACCGGCCUUGCUGGUGUUUUUGUUUUUGUAUACAGGAAGAAAAAGCGGAAAUACGUCAUGAUGUUCUCCUUGCGUUGUUGUUUUGAUUGGGAUAUACAAGUACCAUGUAAACUUGUUAUACCGAAUGCUUCAGGAACCGGAAUAUUGACUGCAUGUAAAUGUAGUGGGGUUUUUUUUUACGUGGUUUUUGGGCAUUUUCAGGCGGUCUUGGAAUGUUGCCCCAGUGAAAAUCAGAGAUUUAUUGUUGUCCACUUAUUGUGAAUUAUUGUGAAGAAGUCUUGUAUUGUACACUGUUUCAUGUGUAGGGUUGAAAUACUGCAUAUUUAUAUUUAUUAUUUAUUUUAUUUAUAUUUAAUACUACAUAUUCAAUUCACUAGCAAGAUCGCAGUGUAUAUACUGGUCAUAUAUUUCAUUUCAUAUUAUCUUGUAAAUUAUUUGUAUAUAAUCCUGGUUAAAAUUGUUAAUUUGUUAAUACGUUUAGGUUGUUUAUAUUCUUUAUUUUUAUAUUGUUUAUUUUUACUUUUUAACUGGUUCUGUCCUCUUUGCUGCUGUGCAAUGCAAAUUUCCCCACUGAGGGACCAAUAAAGGCAUAUCUCAUCUUAUCUUUAAUUAAUUUUCUAACUAUUAAAGUAUAUUACUGUCUUACUGUCGGUUAAAUAAAUAGAAGAACAAGAAAUUAUUUGAAAAGGCUGUACAGUGGUUAAAAGACUACUAUAGAAUAUGAGUUCUGUACUCUGUUAUGGACGAGAAAGUUCUGUUUUUUUCAAGCAGAAAAAACCUCGGCGACAAUCCCUGGCGACAACAGAUACAGAAGACGGGGAAGGAAUGGACAAGAACGCCAAAAAGACAAAUUAUGUGUACAUUUAUACACAAAUGUUGAAUUCUCUGCUUUGUAUUGCUACUGCAGAAGUAUUUAACCUCCCUGUAAACAAAGCAUGCUUGCAGGAAAUGCAGUACAAGACGUGCUUGUUGUUAAAUUUGCAUGACGCAUCGCUUCUACAGGGAGGUUAAGACGACUGUCCUGUUUAUUUUUCCCCACAAGAAUGAAUUACAUUUUCUUUUCAUGUUCCCAUGAACAUUACAUGUACUGUAUUUGUGUGUGUCCAUUUGUCAGAAGAACAUGUUUCAAGUGUACAUGGUCACCCCGAAUGGAAAUGUCUGCACACACACACACACACACACACACACACGUCACUUUUAUUGAUGUAGAUGAUUUGAUAGCAUUGUGUCAAAAACUAUUGAUGCUGCAAAGCUGUGUUGUGCAAAUGAACAUACUUGCUAAAAACAAGCUAAAUGAUGACUGAUGGGUUUAUAUUAGCUGAACGCUACUGUAAACCAACAUAACAAUUAGCUAAAUCAGUGGUUCUCAAACUUUUUACACCUCGAAAAUGUUUGCUACCUCCUCUUACCGCCAUGGUUUAGAUCCAUGGUGCGGUAGAGCCCCACAAAUUUUCAGAUUUUUGGUCAGAACAUUUUAUUUUUUAUUGUUUUUUCUGCAGAAAGUCAGUUGUAAUUUAUAAAUACGUGAUAAUAUGGCUUAAACGUACAGAAUACAUGAACCAGCCCACAGUAAUUUUUACAUGUUUAUGUCUUAAUGUGUCACUUAUGGGUUUUUUUUCCCAUGUGGGACACAUAGACUAUGUGACACAUAGUCACAUGGUUGUUUGCCGCUAAGCGAAAGUCAAGUGGAACCUCAGUUAGCGUCGUUAAUCUGUUUCAGAAAGUCCAAAACACUUUUUUUUCAAUUUUUUCUGAAAUUCAAUUUCAGUUUCUCAUCUCCUUUAAUGAAGUGCUGGAACUUGCAAGUUGGUUUGGUAAUUUUGCAGUUGUGGUGUAACUGUGUUGACGAGCAAAGAACUACAGAGUCAACCUCUGACGACAUCAUAGAUGAGGGUCGAUGACUUCCAGUUUCCAUGCUGACAUGGUGCUAACCUGGACGUUUUUUGAUAAAAAUACAUAACAAAUACAGUUGGACUCAUGAAAUGUAUUAAUCUAUAAAUUAAUCUAUAAAUUAAUCUAUAAAUAUAUAUAAUAAACACAGCAAGACACACAGCAUUUUGUACCCUAACAUGCAUGCAAACGGAGGCAAAUAUUUGCUAACCGGGGUGUACGAGGUUCCACUUUUUAUAACUUUCUGAGUAUCGAUACUUUACAAAAAGCGUAGUAAGUAAUAAGGGUUACAUUCCAUUUUCUUCUUCUUACCCGGGAAGUCCGGACUUCCCGGUCCCCGGCCACCUCCUCCAGGUCUACUGGGAGGACACCAAGGCGUUCCCAGGCCAGCUGUGAGACAUAAUCACUCCAGUGUGUCCUAGGUCUGCCCGCGGGUCCUUCUCCCAUCUAAACAUGCCCGGAGGCAUCUGGACUCGAUGCCCGGAGCCCCUUCAACUGGCUCCUCUCCAUGUGAAGGAGCAGAAGCUCUACUCAGAGCUCCUCCCAGAUUACCGAGCUCCUCACUUUAAUAAGUAAUUAAUGUGUGAGGCAUAUUUAAGGUUAAAAGUUAAAACCUGGAUUGUGUUGCGAUUGAACAAUGGUAGGUGUGUAAAAAAAUACAUAUUUGAGGUGUAUCGAUUACGGAUUUUGGCCAAUCACAGGUGGGUAUGGAACUGAACGUCCAGGAAAAGCGUGACUCUAUAGUAUAGUACAAAUGUGGUGUGCCUCCCCACCACUAAAUAAUACCCCCAGCGGUACUCGUAGUACAGUUUGAGAAUCAUUGUGCGAGCUUAUAGCAUGAAUGCAUCAAUGCCCUGCUUUAUGCUGAUGUUAUGUUGUGAUUGGUAAUGGCUCUCUGUUCUUGUCUUCACAGUGUUAAGUUUCUAGCGUUCGCCUUUUCACUCUAACGAGGAGUCGGUAAGCUGUUAACACAUAUUUGCAGCGGGAGCCACGUAAAGCGGCAAGCCUGACGUGGAUGGACAGUUUUUUUUAAAAGGAGAUCUUUUUGGCGGAGGGGGUGACGAGAAAGAAGGGCCACCAGUUAAUCAUGAAUUCCAGAAAAUUCACACGGUCUGCUCCUGCUCACGUCGUUACCAAAGUAGCCUCUCUGAACUCCAACCGCCGCCAUUUUUUGACAUCUGUCUGACAGACCCCCCCCCCCCCCCCAUGCUCUCCUUUCCCCCCCUUUUUUCGGGCCAAUUGACUGAGCACUGCACUGACACACUUUGGGAGAGAAACAAAAAGACUCCUGUAGACACAUUCCAGAUGACAUCACUCAAGAGACAACAUCACUGGCGGCCAUCUUGUUCCAUGGCCUACUCUACUGUACCAUGAACUGAGCAACGUAAAAAAAAAAAAAAAACAACAACAAAAUAAUUGUCUUCACAUGGGACUGAAUGAACAAUGUAGCAUCUCUGCUAACAUACUGUAGCAUUCGUUGGCUGGGAGACUACCUGACUUGAAGACUAAGGUAUUUAUGCAGUUUAGAUGUCACUCCCCUCUUGAGAUCCUUUUUUCAGUGAAGACACACAGACGGUACAUGAGAGAAAAAGCAUCGGUCUUCACUUUCAAAAACACUUCUGGAGAGGAGAAUAAGAUGGCUAUCAUGAUCAAGAAACUUUGUCUUCCAUUCACUUCUAACGUAAAAGCUACUAUGACGAAAUAAACCCAUGUAGCAUCAAACGACGACAACGUUAAAGACCUCCCCUUUCCUCUCAUGUACUGAAAAAAAAGGGGGGAUACCUGCUGAAUGAUCUCUGAUAUAAUGUCGAUUAGCAAAAUGAGCUUCUAAAAACAAUCUUUAAUCCUUUUAACUGCCACUUACAUCCACUUUCUAUUUGAGUGAAGCACACAGAAGCAAAUGCGGCUCGAGCGGAAAAUAGACUCAAGGAUACAGGGGCAGACUGUUGUCAGUCUUUGGCCAAUUCUGCUAAUUAGAAUUUAAAAAAUCCCCUCUCUGCCCUAUUCCACAAGGACACUUUUUACACCCAGUGUAACCGUCCAUUAGCCGGGACCAGUCACAUGAUGUAUUCCACACAAAGGGCCUACACUGCCAUCAAGGCACAAGAAUCCCCCUGCCCACAGAUGAAUACUGCCCAAAAUCCCUCUGCAGUACUCUCGCUGCCAGCGGGUUGCUUCACUGGUGAGUCGAUAUUCAAGACGAGGACGGCCCUUGAGAAGCAGAAGCGGACCAAGUAGAGAACAAGUGUAUUACAACAACAACAAAAAAAAUCUAUAUUUUGAUAAAAACAAAUCCACGGCAUCUGAUCGGAAGCUGGUCAAGGAUGGGAGGAUUGGAAAAUAAAAAAAUAAUGCAAAAUGAAAAAGAUAAAAUGAGAAGAAAUGGCGGACUCCAUGGAAGUUGGCCACGUGCACUGACUGAAAAGACUGAGCAAAGAUGGACUCAUGUCAAAGAGAAUGGAUGGACGCUGAGUUAAACAAAGAAAGGUUGACCGUGUGGGGGGGUGGGUGGGGUUCAGGGGAUGUGGGAGAUGAUGCAUUUUUGUAACUUUGUUUACCAGCAUGACUACUUUGCAUGACUGUCUUUUCUGCAAGCCCUUAGUUGAAGACGAGGGUGCUAGAGAUACAAAAACCUAUAUAUAAAAUGAAUUUAAAAAAUGUUAUAUGCAAUUCAUGUUUUGAACAAACAAAAAAAAGAUUCUAAUGAAGAGAAGAUCUAUUUUGUUUUUAAAAGUAAAAAAAAAAAAUGUGAAUAUUGAAAUGUAUGUUUGCAACGUACACCCUGAACUAUGUUUCUGUUGGAUGAAAUCUCUUUGCUCCUACUGCCCUACUUUCCUCAUUCCAGGGUUUGCAUCCAUGCUAACAUAGUUUGACUUUAAAAAUGCAAUCAAGCAGUAUAUUUUUUCCGACCAUUUCAUUCACUGUUGUCGUCCCGGAGUUUGCCGAUUUAGCUUACGCGCAAAGUCGAACUGUUUGCACAACAAUGGUAGCAGCAGCAACAGCAGCGACUGGAAAACAUGAAGCUCUCUGUACUUUGCUUGAUUGACACUCAAAGUUUGCUUUUAUUAGUUUUUCUUUUGGCAAUAAUACAAGACAAGUUGAGACAUGACUGUAGCAGGGAAAUCUGGACAGAGGUUCUGUUCCCUUAGGCCUGAAGAAGGACGCUCUGAAUAGACAGUGGAACCUUAAAAGCUGAUCAUAACACAUCCAUCUUCUACUGCUUAUCUGAGUUGGGUGGUGGAGGCAGGAAACUAAGCAGGAAGCCCAGACUUCCCAGCCACUUUGUCCAGCCCCCUGGCUAGCGUGUCCAACAUCUCCACCAUACAUGGUAUUGGUUGGUCACUACUUCCACCCUCCUGAGGCGGGGGAUGGUGGCCCAAGAAUAUGUUGGGAAGUCAUUCUCCAUGGCUUCUCCGAACUCUGCCUCAGUGACUUUCGCAGACACAGACCGCUUGGCCUGCUGGUCCGGAGUCCCAUGGGCCUCAAAGGCCUAAUAUGACUCCUUCAGCUUGACAGCAUCUCGUACCACUGGUGUACACCAAUGGGUUCUGGAAUUAACGCCACCACAGGCACCGACCACAGUGCCGAUCAGCCGCCUCAACAAUGGAGGGAUGGAACCUGGCCUCAAUGGCGGCCACCUCCAUAUGGUCGAAGCUCUCCCAGUUGAAACUCCUUCUGCUGGGGACUCAACGCUCACUUUGGUAGCAACAGUGAGACCUGGAGGCGUGAUUGGGAGGAACUGCUCCCCUGAUUUGAACCUGAGUGGUUCACUUGACUCCAGGACACCCUGAGCCGCAGUUUGAUGAUUUACAUUGUGGUUGUGUCAUCUGACUUUGUGGCCAUAUGUUUAACACUCAGAUGAAGAGGGGGAUGGAGCUGUCAAACAAUUACCACCUGGGGCUGAGUUUCCGCCCAUGGUGGUAGAGGCCGAAAAGACAUUGUGAGGGUCUACUGUCAGAAUCCCAGAGGGAGCACUCUACAGUACUCCAAAAAGAGCUGGUCCAAUGAUGUUUCUCUUCAUAGGGAUCCGUUGAGCCACUCUUCUGGUCUUUCACCUUGGACCUGUUUUGGAACUGUCACAGGUGACCCUACCAGGGGCAUAAAAGCACCUGGAUCAUCGGGACACUAUACACAUCAUAAAACCUUUAAUCAUCCCAUAUUGUUACCAUGUUUCAGUUUUCAAAAAUUAAUACAUGAUAACUGUUUUGUGGUUGAUUGUGGCCGACAAAAUAUGUCAAAAAAUAUAGAAAGACGGGCUGCACGCAGGCCUCACAGCUAGGAAACUCUAGUUCAAUUCCACCCUCGGCCAUCUCUGUGUGGAGUUUGCAUGUUCUCCUUGUGCAUGCGUAGGUUUUCACCGGGUACUCCGGUUUCCUCCCACAUUCCAAAAACAUGCUAGGUUAAUUGGCGACUCCAAAUUGUCCAUAGGUAUGAAUGUGAGUGUGAAUGGUUGUUUGUCUAUAUGUGCCCUGUGAUUGGCUGGCUGGCGACCAGUCCAGGGUGUACCCCGCCUCUCGCCGGAAAACAGCUGGGAUAGGCUCCAGCAGGAUAAGCGGUAGAAAAUGAAUGAAUGAAUAUUGAAAGACCAUUCAUAGUAGUAUUGUGUAGUAUUGUGGAUUGGGUUACCUUCACACUGCAUGUGGUCAGCCUUGGCAUGUCCGACAUGAUAGAGUGGGGAAAAAAACAGUCUCCUUCCAUUACAUGUGGAAGUGGUAAGUUUUGGGCUUCUUGCUUUGUUCUUCUCCACUCUGUUUGAAACAAGUUUAGAACAAGGCUAACUAGUUGGGAGAGAAUAUAUGCAAACUCCAUACAGAGAUGCAAACUCCGAUCUUCCUUUUCAAGGCGUUUCCUCCCUUGAAAUUAAUGUUGUAAUUUUGAGGUUCCACUGUGUAUGAAUAUAUGAGGUUAGAGACACAAGGAGGUUUCAAGUUUGCAUGGAACCAUAAUUCCAAAGUUCUGUUGUUAAGGACUCAGGUCGUGUCGAUGGUGUGUGGAUGUUCAGUAGGUGUUGAUUUCUUUGAGACAUUUUAGAUUAAUGUGAACACCCCACAGUGAUGUGUAGAGAUUUAAAAUUUCAACAACAACAAAAAAAAAAGACGCAUGCGUUAUGACUUGAUAAUCUUAAAGCGGGAACGGGGUGGGGGGUGGGGUGGGGGGACAAAGUCUCGACAUCGCCUCCUCUUCCGCCGUUAUGUUAUGUCAUGAAUCCUUAAAAAAAAGAAGAAAAAAAAAAAAACGGUGACCACUGUGCUGUGUUGUAGAGCAGAAACGUCUUCCUCCCAGAGGGAAAUGGCAACACACCACGGUGUGUAAAAGUAGCUUGUUUUUAUUCAUAAAUUCAUAAAUUAUUGUUUCAUCCAUGCAGCAUCCCAACUGGCUUGUUACAUGCAGCACAGUCAAAAGUGAUUCCAAAAAAAAAAUGAUGUCAGUCAAGUGUUUAGGAGACGAUCCCAGUGUCCACCAAGGGGAGAUGGAUGUUUAUUGGUUGAUUGAUUGAUUGAUCGAUGACCUCAUCUUUAUUUUUUAUUUUUUCCAAGUGACUUCCAUGCAGGCCCUGCUGGUUCAGGGUGUCCUGUAGCUCGGGUAGCUUCAUCUUCAUCGUGUUGCAAGGUGGAAGUCUAAGCUAGUAUUACAGGGUCUAUCUGCAACAAUGUGGUCUUUUACAUUUUUUUGUCUCGCUGCAGCGGUCAAAAAAAUUGUCAAAUCGGUGCAUGCAUACAUUUCACUUAACUGUGUGUGUGUGUGAGUGUGUGUGUGCUUUUUAAGGCCAAGAAUUGUCAAUUUCUCAAUUAAAAAAAAGAUGUCUUUCCAUUUUUUAGUAGAUAACUGGAUUUUUUUUUCUUGAAAGCUGUCAUAAAAUAUAUGUUAAAGUCCUCUUUAGAGUGUUUCCUGCUCUCAAACACACAAUGUUCAUUUUCUUUAUGUGCCUGUUUGUGCGUAGAUGUUUCUGGUUUGUUCACUUGAAGACACUGUAUGCAAUCUGCACCAGGAAUGCCACUGAUUGACACUUACUGUAACGCUCCCCCUAAGGCGUGGAUAUCUGGAACUGUGCGUCGUGGCUUAAUGGUUUAAUGGUUUAUUUUACAAAAUAACAAGACCAGAGAAAUCUCAGUCUUCUAGAUUUUUCUAAUGAUGCACAUUAUCGGACACCGCACAUGGGAUUUUGCAGACCGUCAUGCAUCCUCACAAGUUUUUCCAAAGAUAAAAGAUGUAUGUUGAGUAGUAUUGAGAGCCACUGCACUGCAGUCUCAGCAGGAGAGCAAAUGCAAAGACGAGGUGGUCACUGGGGUAAUCUGGGUGUGACUUAAGCCGGAUUUUUAUUUUUGGAAAAGUCCUAACACGAGAACUGUAUAAAGUAUAUUUCAACGGAAUGUUCAUGAUCUAUCUUUUUAUAUUUUGAAGAGAGAGAGAGAAAAAAUAGAAACAUAUCAAUAAAAAUGUCAUAAUUUAACAUAUUUCUACUACUGAGACUUAAAAAUGUAUGAAUGUCAAUGUGAACUAAUGUGAAACCAAUCUCCAUAGCAGCUUGAAUGAAUUAACUGGUUCAAAAUCAUGAGAUGCUUUUCUUUUUUUUUCCAGAGAAAAUUGCUUCGAAUCAUUGAGAUGAACUUAAAAUAAAUGGGGAAAAUUUACAAUCA